GAAAGUGUUUGUGGUGGUUGAUGAAGUUGAGGAGGUUAAUGGGGGUGGUGAAAUUAGAAACCAGCUUGUUGGUAAUUUAUGCAGUUAUAAAGGGAGCAACGAUCCGAUAGGUACUUUCAAUACUCCUAGUGUACCUCAGUUUCACAGUGUUGCUGAAAAUGUUAAUGUUAGUUGUUCACCUAUUCACUAUGUGGAUCCCGAGAAUUACAAGUCUGUUGGUGAUGAUGAUGUUGGUACAUAUCUUAAUCAUGUGGGUGGUCGUUGUGAUGAUGUUGCCGAACAAGAAGUUAAACUUAUGAAUAGGCGUGUGGUAGAUAAAACUAAAAAGAAAAAAAAAUCAAGUCAAAAAAAUGAAAAAAAUCAUGUUUACGGGCAUUAUGUUGAUGUUGGUGAUGUAUGUUUAGAUAUAACCGAGCUACAAAGCAAUUCCGAUAGAGAUAAGUUGGGUGAUGAAGUUAAAGCUAAGUUUCUCGAUAACCUUUUUCACGGUAUGCCCCCUGUACCAGCAUGGCCAGUUGAUAUUAAUGAAGAUAUCCCAACACAGAUGGUAGACAUGAAUCUUCAAAAGAUUCAAUGUGAGAGUAUAUUUAAGAACAAAGAACUUUUAAAGCGGUGUAUUGGUAAAAAAUGUCUUCGAGAAGGUUUCCAGACGAGGACAAGUAGAUCCACCAAAUCAAGGCAUGGCGUGCGAAGCAAUAUGCAUUGUUGUCGUUAAGGGGUACGAAAGAGGAUUCUUUUACCAAACUUCCGGCGUAUUGUCACAACUUGGCCAAACAUAAUCCGGGUACUGUCACACAUAUUAAAACAGAUGCUGAUGAUCGCUUUGAGUUUUUGUACGUCGCACUCGGUUGCUCGGUACGAGCUUUUGUCAAUUUUUGUAAGCCGACCCUAGUAGUAGAUGGAGCUCACCUAAAGGGCGAGUUCAAAGGUACCAUGCUACUUGCAGUUACUAAGGACGGACAAAACCAAAUAUUACCGGUUGCAUAUGGUAUAUGCAAAAAUGAGUGUACCGAUUCUUGGACAUGGUUUUUUCAAAAACUACAUGAUUGCAUAGGAAAUAUGCAGGAGCUUACAAUUAUAUCUGAUAGGUCUCCAUCUAUAGCA
Messenger RNA from Lactuca sativa (garden lettuce), 1104 nucleotides. The record is from RefSeq and is a predicted model, not a curated record. Lineage: Eukaryota; Viridiplantae; Streptophyta; Magnoliopsida; Asterales; Asteraceae.